CUAGACGCGCAUUUUUUACGUUUUAUUUACAAUUACUAAAAUGAUGCACCAAACGGCAAUGCCUUUAUUAAUUCCUAUAAAAAAUGUUAUAAAUACAGUUCAAUUAACUGAAGGAAAUAUUCAAAAUGUAUCAAUUCCUAUGCAAUCAACACAAAUAAGUAACUUGGUAAAAUUAGAACAACCCAAACAAAAUAUUUGUUUUCAGGCUAUUGAAUCAGUAGGUGUGGCAAAUCCUAAUAUACAAAUUGUUGCUGAAAAUAUAGAUGAAAGUCAACAAACUGUAGUUUAUCAGGUUGUUUAUCCAGAGGAACUGGAUUUAAAGCCUACAAUAACAAAAAGGGGUCGCCCCAAACGUAAGCAAACUGCAGAGAAAAAAAAUGUUCAACCAGUUCCUGUAGACCCACCAAAGACAGCCAGAACACGCUCUGGAAGGUUGGUAAAACUGCCAAAGCACAUAGAAAAGGAUUUUGAAAAAAUAGAAAUAACAGAUGAACUAGAAAUUGAAACUUCUGCAUUUGUAAGGUUUGAAGAUAAAAAUAAGGAGAAUAGUGAUGAGUUUAAAAAGCUUGAUAUGCAUCAAAGAAAAAGGACUAUAUCUGCCCAAUACAGGUGUCCUAAGUGUCAAAAAGCCUACUUGGGCAAGGCUAAGAUGAUUCAGCAUUUACAAAAGUAUCCAGAUCAUGGCCCUCUGCCUGAUAAGUUGAAAGAGGCCAACUUUGACGUUUGGAACUAUUUGGUUGACAUCACACAAAAAAGUCCACCUGGGAGGAGGGGGAGUAAAUUUUGCGAGGAAUUAACAAAUUUGCUGCAUAAUGUUCAGUUGUUAACAACAGCAUUGUUUAAGAAAAAUGAGGGGGAUAAUUGUGUGGAAAUCGAUAAGGUUUUAGGAAAUGCUAUAGGUGUAAAUCCGGGAAAUUACAAGUUUGACGAAAAUGAGUUGUAUAAAGAUGUUACAGUAUUAAAAUUAAUUACUAAUUCUGAUUUUUUUAAUGCCAAAAGUAGUAAUAACAUAUUUAAAGUGGAGGAAAAACUAAAAAAUACUGCAGAAGUUAAAAACACUGAAAAUGCAAGUUAUUUUUCUGCUCCGCCAAUCAAUCAAAACUCUUCUAAUUUGGAUGUAAUUCUUAAUGAGUUUACUUACACGGAAAAAAAUUUCAAUGCAGACUUGCCAAAUUUACCAAACAACUAUCAACCAUUUACAAAAAAAGAAAAUAAUACUCACAUCAUAGAACACAAUACCAUAAUAAAUUAUGACAAAAAAAAUGUUCCUAUAUUAGAUAAUCGGAUUGAUUUGCUUUCCGAAAAUUCUCUACUAACUUCUCUUCCACAUUCAUCAGUAGAUGAGCUGAUGUCAGCUGUAGACUCAACUUCAAAUUUAUUGGACAACUCAAGCUCUGAUGAAGUAAUGAAUGUUGAUCAAUUUGUAAACGAAAGGUUUAAAAGGAUUACAGAGCCAGAUAUUGAUUUGAGUAAUUCGUUAAACUUGGACUUGCCUAGCUUACAAUUAGACUUGUUCCAAUUUCAUACCAAUUAAAUUUAUUGUAGUAAUUUGAACUGUGC
Molecule: messenger RNA, 1560 nt
Organism: Brassicogethes aeneus
Lineage: Eukaryota; Metazoa; Arthropoda; Insecta; Coleoptera; Nitidulidae
Source: the annotation of a GenBank genome assembly